Emys orbicularis (European pond turtle) is the source of this 1816-nucleotide messenger RNA. RefSeq names its product autophagy related 14 (gene ATG14). Gene Ontology annotation, cellular component: extrinsic component of phagophore assembly site membrane; phosphatidylinositol 3-kinase complex, class III; autophagosome. Gene Ontology annotation, biological process: cellular response to starvation; mitophagy; autophagosome assembly. Bases 1 to 1461 code for a protein of 486 amino acids. The record is from RefSeq and is a predicted model, not a curated record. Lineage: Eukaryota; Metazoa; Chordata; Testudines; Emydidae. The transcript is spliced from 10 exons.
AUGGCGUCUCCCGGCGGUUGCUGGCCGCAGCCGGGCUGGCGGGGGCCCGGGGCCGGGGCGCUGGGCGAGGAGGACGCCGAGGGGCUGUACGUGGCGGUGGAGCGGUGCCCGCUGUGUAACACCACCCGCCGCCGCCUCACCUGCGCCAAGUGCGUCCGCGGCGGGGACUUCGUCUUCUUCGACGGGCGCGACUCCGAGAGGUUUUUAGACAAGAAAGAGAGGUUAAAGCAUCUUAAAAACAAACAGAGUGAAUUCCAAAACCAUGUUUUAAAGGCUAUGGAAGGGAAAAGGAUAACUGAUCAGCUGAGAUGGAAAAUAAUGUCUUGCAAGAUGAGGAUUGAGCAGCUGAAACAAACCAUUUGCAAAGAGAAUGAUGAAAUGACAAGAAACUCAGAGGGGCUUCUCAGGAUUAAAGAUGAGAACCAGAAGCUUUACCGCAGGGCUCAGAGGCAUCAGGAGAAGAAAGAGAAGAUCCAGAGACAUAACCGCAAGCUCGGAGACCUGGUGGAGAAAAAAAAUUACGAUUUGAGAAGCCAACAUGAACACUUGGCAAAUCUUCGACGGUCACACAUACUGGAGCUAACGUCUGUCAUUUUUCCCAUUGAGGAAGUGAAGACUGGCAUGAGAGACCCUGCAGAUGUUUCUUCUGAGUGUGACAAUGCCAUGACCUCUAGCACUGUGAGCAAGCUUGCAGAAGCCAGGAGAACUACGUAUCUCUCUGGGAGAUGGGUGUGUGAUGACCACAAUGGGGACACCAGCAUCAGCAUUGCAGGGCCUUGGAUAAGUCUUCCUAAUAAUGGAGACUAUUCCGCUUAUUACAAUUGGGUGGAAGAGAAAAAAACUACACAAGGACCAGAUAUGGAGCAUAAUAAUCCUGCCUAUACCAUCAGUGCUGCAUUGUGCUAUGCAACUCAACUCGUUAACAUUUUGUCUCAUAUACUUGAUGUAAAUCUUCCCAAGAAGUUGUGUAACAGCGAGUUCUGUAGCGAGAACCUCAGCAGGCGGAAGUUUACUCGGGCAGUGAAGAAGCUGAAUGCCAAUAUCCUUUAUCUUUGUUUUUCUCAGCAUGUAAAUUUAGAUUUAUUGCAUCCACUACAUACGCUCAGGAACCUUAUGUACCUGGUCAGUCCAGACACUGAAAACUUGGGCAGGUCUGGGCCAUUUGAAAUAAGUGCUGAUCUCGAAGACUCCAUGGAGUUUGUGGAUCCCGGUGCUGCUGGUGAAACGGAUGAGAGCGGAGACGAGCACGUCAGCGAUGAAGAGACCGACCUAGGGACAGACUGGGAGAACCUGCCAAGCCCUAGAUUCUGCGAUAUCCCCUCUCAGCCGGCAGAGCUGUCACAGAGCCAGAGCACGCAGGCCUCCCAGCCGAACGCCAGCAGCAGCGCAGGCGGAAUGAUCUCUUCUGCUGCGGCCUCUGUGACGUCCUGGCUCAAGGCGUACACUGGACACCGCUACUGAGCGCCUAGGCGGGGUCCCAGGCCUCGCGGAAGGAAUCUCCCCCAGCAAUGCUGUAGUAACCCUCACACGCGGAGUUAAGUAGGGCCUGGAGCGCAAACGGUCAGACUUUAAUUUUGUAAACCGGAAGAACCUUUUUAUUUACCCAAGAUGACGGUGAUGGUGACAUUUUGUAAAUUAGCUGGAUCUACACUUCUGACUUAUUCCAUAAGGGCACUUGCUUGCCUCUGAAUUCUGUCUACAUUGUUGAAUAGUGAAGAAAAAGGACCCGAUUUUUACUUCCUAAAGUAGAUUUGGAAUACUUGGAUCAGGGGCAAGGAUGGGGAGAAAGCUGCUAAAAAUUCAGACGGGACAGUGG